UCAACCAGCACCUCCAUAUUAACGCGGUUUGGGGUUGGCGGCGAUGGCACUCACAGUUGAAUAGCCUACUGAAGCUCGGGAAUAAAGACUUGAGAAGUUAUACAGGAGGGAAAAGGCAACUGUUUUCCGUAUAGGAAAUCACCUUAAAAACAGAGAAUGAAAACGGAAAUCGUAAUGUCACGAAAUGCUAAUUCUGUGGUUUUAAUCAGUCUCAAGAUCAUUUGAAUUUCUGCAACAUUUCAUCUACUCUCACUUUUAAAAACAUUGGAGGUGCUGGAUAGAUGAAAUCCUUCAACUGAUGAUUAGAUUUUACUUAAUUUGCCCAGCGAGGUUAAAAUGAACGGUGAAAGUUUACAAUUUCUCAAAGGGUGAUGUUGACGAGAUUGAAGAAUUAUCUUUUGAUACCACAAGUGGCGGAGUAAGAGUUAACCUUCCCAGGAGAAGACUGUGUGCGUGUCAGAGACAGAGGGAGAGAAAUCUCCAGCCCUGGUAAAUCGGCUUAAAAGCCAGAAAUAGUGAACCGUUGCUAUACGGGAUCCGGAGCAAGGAUUUAAACACAUCUACAGUGUUGAAAAUCGAGUCAGAGAGGGUAAGGGCUGAGUGGGAGAGGUUUCAUCAAAAUCCCUGUAUCAGUGCUACCCCCGUCGAGCUGGGCAAACGGAAUAGAAUUCUCAUCUUGGGCAUCCCAACGAAGUGUAUUGGAACCAAAUUAUUAAUAUUUUUAAAGAAAAAGAAAAACAAUCUCUGAAACUCUGUCAACUUGGCUGGAUCUGAAUGUUUGAGUCAGGAUAAAUUUUGGGGUCAGUGUGUCGGUGUUGGCUCGCUGGAUAAUGAGGAUCACCCGGCGCUGUUUGCUGGAUGGAGCUCGUCACCCGGCGCCUUCUGAAGCCUGACUUUGAAAGUGACCAAAAAUGAACAGGAAAAACCUCUACCAGCGCCUUUUCCUCCUGUUCUAUCUGGCGGACCUUGCUCUCGGAUAUUUGACGGUGAACAUUGAACCAAUCUCCCCUGUAGUAGCAGGCGAUGCUGUCACUUUAAAAUGUAACUUCAAAACAGACGGGAGGCUGCGGGAGAUUGUGUGGUACAAGGUGACAGAUGGAGGAACUAUCAAACAGAAAAUAUUCACAUAUGAUGCCCUGUUCUCUACAAAUUACACUCAUAUUGAUGAAUAUCAGAAGAGGGAAGACUUGGUCUACCAGUCCACUGUGCGUAUCCCUGAAGUCCGGAUUUUGGAUAAUGGACCUUUUGAGUGUCACGUUGGCAUCUAUGAUAGAACAAACCGCAAGAAGUUUCUGGAAGCAUAUGGCCGUGCCUUUCUCAAUGUUAUGGCACCCCCUUCAUCAAUCUCUGUCAUCGCAGCAGAUACACCAGCCCCUUUCAGUCGGUACGAGGCACAGAAUUUCACAUUGGUUUGCAUCGUGUCCGGAGGAAAGCCAGCCCCCACGGUGUACUUCAAGCGAGAUGGUGAACUGGUUGAAGUUCUCCAUGUGUCCCAGACAUCGCCUGAGACAAAUGUGAAAAAGGGUCGUAUGCCUCAGAGUCUAAUCAGUCGGGAUAUGGAUGACACUAAGCUACAGAAGUCAUUGUCCUUGCUGGAUUUUGAAAGCAGGGGAAGACUUUUUACUGAGAGGCCCUCCUCAAGCAUCACUGAUAGCAUUGUUUCAGCAACAACCGAAGCAGAAAGAAUUCCAGAGACGGUCAUCAGCCGAGAGUUCCCGAGAUGGAUAUUUCCCAGCGAUCCAGCGUAUCUGUUCCGACAUACACAGAUACCCGUCAGUGAUGGGACAGUUGAAGUACGUGCCAUGAUCACCUGGACAUUGAACCCUGACCUGGACGAUAAUGCUCUGUUCAGCUGUGAGGUGAAGCACCCAGCUCUGACAAUGCCAAUGCAAUCUGAGGUGAUACUGGCUGCUCCCCGGGGUCCACGGAUUGAUGUGAGUCCAAAGCGGGUCCAGGUCGGUGACACGGUUAAGAUCAGUGUUGUGGGAUUUCAGAAUGAAGUUUUCCCAGAACCUCUCUUCACAUGGACCAGAGUUGGAGGGCGCCUGUUGGAUGGAAGUACUGAGCAGGAUGGUAAAGAGCUGGUGUUGGAGAGAGUACCCGCUGAGCUGAAUGGGUCAAUGUACCGUUGUACCAGCCAAAACCCCUUGGGGUCAACAGACACUCAUGCUAGGCUCAUCAUUUUUGAAAAUCCAAACAUUCCGAAAGGCACUGAUGAUAAAAACGGUGCAUCUUUGUGCAACAACAGUGCCAGACUAACCUUAGCGAUGAUUCUAGCAGUUACAUUGGAUUUGACGUGAAGGACCACCGAGGAUUUGAGAGGAAAGUUAUCCAUCCUGCAGUUGCGUAUGAUAAGAUAUUUUUAUUUUAAUGUCCUUUUUUUCAAAUUCUGAAUGUUCCAUUUUCUGUAGGGUUUUCUCACUUGAAAAAUGUGCCAUUGCUUCAUGUAUUUCUGAAUAAAGCUUUGUCUGUUUA
Mobula hypostoma (lesser devil ray) is the source of this 2475-nucleotide messenger RNA. RefSeq names its product immunoglobin superfamily, member 21a (gene igsf21a). The coding region runs from base 912 to 2300 and encodes 462 amino acids. Gene Ontology annotation, biological process: heterophilic cell-cell adhesion; homophilic cell-cell adhesion. Gene Ontology annotation, cellular component: adherens junction. The record is from RefSeq and is a predicted model, not a curated record. The transcript is spliced from 10 exons. Lineage: Eukaryota; Metazoa; Chordata; Chondrichthyes; Myliobatiformes; Myliobatidae.